This is a messenger RNA of Syngnathus typhle (broad-nosed pipefish), 688 nucleotides long. RefSeq names its product NF-kappa-B inhibitor zeta-like. Gene Ontology annotation, biological process: regulation of gene expression. The record is from RefSeq and is a predicted model, not a curated record. NCBI's taxonomy places the organism in Eukaryota, Metazoa, Chordata, Actinopteri, Syngnathiformes, Syngnathidae. The transcript is spliced from 3 exons. Gene Ontology annotation, cellular component: nucleus. Gene Ontology annotation, molecular function: protein binding. The coding region runs from base 1 to 483 and encodes 160 amino acids.
AUGUCUAGGGCUGACCUCCAGAAAAGGAAACGUUUGCUGGAUGAAAUCCCUGUAAAUCCACCGAAGAUCCCUCCUUGCGCCUACCAGCCUGGUCCUGAGCCACCCCCUCCCCAGGAGUAUCAGCUCACAUUAUUUCAGUGGCAAAUCCAACAAGAAGCGCGCAAGUUUGAAGGAGUCGCUCCCGAGUUGCUGAGCAAACAAGAUGCCGACGGUGACACAUGUCUUCACAUAGCUGUGGCCCAAGGCAGAAGAGCUCUGGCCUACAUGCUUGCUUCCAAGAUGGCCGUCUACGGUGCUUUAGAGGUGAAAGAGCACAAUGGGCAGACGCCGCUUCAGGUGGCCGCGGCAGCCAAUCAGCACCUCAUCGUAGGUGACCUGCUAGAGCACGGAGCAAAUGUCAACACCGCAGACUUGUGGGGGCGCUCCCCUCUGCACAUUUGCGCUGAGAAAGGAUUCCACCUCUGUCUUCAGGUUUGGAGUUGAUCAUUUUGGAAAAAUGACUUUUUAUAUCGUGAAAUUUAGGGAAUGCCCUUUUAUUGACCUGAAAACUAACCAGGGUCCAAAGAGUUGCCUCAUAUAGAAAACUUUGUCCAAAGAAUGUACUCCCAAUAGUUGCAACCGAACACCCUUUGCAGAUUUUUCCAAUGUUCAUAUUUUUUUUCUGUUUUAAAAGUUUUUGGAGGGAGGA